Molecule: messenger RNA, 1238 nt
Organism: Cuscuta campestris
Lineage: Eukaryota; Viridiplantae; Streptophyta; Magnoliopsida; Solanales; Convolvulaceae
Source: the annotation of a GenBank genome assembly
ACAGAGUAAGUUCGUGGGAUACAAGUAGUAUUUCCCAUCUCUGGUUCCUGGCAGUGUCAGCAAAAACGCUUUUCCGUAGAAAAAUGGAAUUUCCUUUCGGGCUUCGCCACCCAUCCCACCAUCACCACGGCCGCGAAGACGAUCUCCCACCACCACCUCCACCGGAAGUCAGCUAUGUCCACCACACCUCUCAUGUAGGCGGUUCUGAACCAUACCCACCGCAUCUCGGAUAUCCGCCUCCGCCGGAAGUUGACUUUGUCCAGCACUCUGAACCAUAUAGCCGGCCUUAUCCGCCUCCGCCAGCCGUCCACCACAUUGGACACCAUGGCGGUACGUACCAUCCACCGCCACCGCCAGUUUUCCACCACCCUGAACCCUACGGCGGUACUUAUCCUCCACCGCCAGCAGUCCACCAUGUUUCUCACGAGAGCUACGGCCAUGAAUUUCAGUCCAAUUCCUCUGAUGUCCCUCACAAGGCACCGCAUCCGCACCACCGGGAAAUCUCCAACCGGCCUACUGUUCGUGUUUUCUGCAGGGCCGAAACAAAUCACUCGCUGUCCAUCCGUAACGGAAAGGUCAUUCUGGCCCGUACAGAUCUCUCUGAUCCAUACCAACACUGGAUCAAAGAUGAGAAAUUUAGCACCAAAGUUAAGGAUGAAGAAGGACUUCCCAGCUUUGCUCUGGUGAAUAAAGUUACAGGGGAAGCUAUCAAGCAUUCUAUUGGUUCCACCCAGCCAGUGCAGCUCACUGCUUACAAUCCUGAUCGUCUCGAUGAGUCCAUCUUGUGGUCGGAGAGCAAGAAGACGGGGGAUGGGUAUAGAGCUAUCAGAAUGGUUAACAACAUUUGCCUCAAUAUGGAUGCGUUCCAUGGGGACAAAGAUCAUGGGGGUGUCCAUGAUGGGACCACUGUUGUUCUAUGGGAAUGGACAAAAGGAAACAACCAACAAUGGAAAAUCAUGCCCUAUUAAUGUUAUUUGGGAUUACAUAUUACAAUUAUACAGCAUCAAUGGAAAGCCAUAUGUUAGGCUGUUUCCGACGUGUUGGUGUCACUUGUAUUAUGUUAUUGUUGUAUUUGGGUGUCAACUGUUGUCCUCGGCUUUUUGUGUAACCUUUAAUCCGUUGUGAUUAACUGAUUAAUGUUUGAGCGAGGCAUUAUAUGUAUGUAUGUAUGAGUAAUAAUAAAAAGAAUUGUGAGCACUCAAUUGCAAACUUUUAAAAGGAUGUAAUGGGAUAUUGAU